Striga asiatica is the source of this 600-nucleotide messenger RNA. Lineage: Eukaryota; Viridiplantae; Streptophyta; Magnoliopsida; Lamiales; Orobanchaceae. The record is from the annotation of a GenBank genome assembly.
AUGGUCCGUUGCCGAAUUCCCUUCCUGGAAAAGCGAGCCGAUCCUCCGCUCACCUUCCGUCUAAUAUCCCCCGUCCUAUCCGAUCUUUAUCCGUACUCCAACCUCCGCGAGUGGCGGCGCCAGCUGGGGUCCCUGGCCGCGGCCGAGGUCGACAUCGUCGCCGUCAUGUUCUCUGUCGUCCUAUCCAAUCUCCGCCCGUACUCUAGCCGCCCGCCUCAAUCUCCGCCGCUUUCUUCGAUUUUUAACAAAGAAACCCCUUCCAUCGACGUGCCUUCCUCCCUUUCCUCCGGCUGCCGUGUCGGAGAUGCCCUCCUCCGGGGUGUCGGGCGGCUUCCGUUGAGGAUCCUUCCCCAAAUUUUCCCGGCGUGCUGUUUUCUUGGGAGGGUUGGGGUUUCGUCUUUUGAGCGUUGCGUCGGCCGAUUUUGUCUUUUGGGGUGGAGCGUUCUGCCAUCUACCCCCGUGACCCUCCUGUCUCUGCUGUUAACUUGGGUCGUGGGGUGUGUUCUCGUGUCUGGUCCCGAUUGUUCAGUUGGUUUGGGUGGUUUGUGGUAUGGGUCUCGGUUAUCCGUUGGGACGUGGUUCAGGUCUGUUGGCGUCUGA